AUGCUCGGCGUCGUCGGCUUCUUCAUUUAUGCCAGAGAAGUAGCAACUUUCCAGAUGACAUCGGUGGUUCUCAUGAAUUAUUCCAGAAUGUUCGUCUGUUCGAUUCGGUGAAUCCUCGAUAUGCCCAACAAUUGCUCGAAAUCGAAAUGUUCACCUUCUGCUCGCUGGACAUUGUCGACGAAAAGGCGGCGAAGGCGACGGAGAUGUUCCUUGGACAGCUGUACAACGACCAGAAGUGGAGGGUGAGAAGCAGCUGUUGAACCUUCCCCAUCUCUUCCAUUUUCAGUCAUUCGGCUACAUUACCAACACUGGCGUUCGUAUGAUUCUCGUGCUCGACGCCACGACGGCCGCUUCCCUCAAAGAUCAGGAGAUCCGGCUGGUGUUCAAGCGCUUCCACGGCCACUACUGCAGCACCGUCUCCAAUCCGUUUUACGAAAUCGGCACUCCGAUGCAGUCGAAAUGGCUCGAGGAGGGAGUCAGGGAUCUCUACUCGGUCAGCGAGUGA
Messenger RNA from Caenorhabditis sp. 36 PRJEB53466, 505 nucleotides. The record is from the annotation of a GenBank genome assembly. Lineage: Eukaryota; Metazoa; Nematoda; Chromadorea; Rhabditida; Rhabditidae.